This is a messenger RNA of Cylicostephanus goldi, 404 nucleotides long. The record is from the annotation of a GenBank genome assembly. NCBI's taxonomy places the organism in Eukaryota, Metazoa, Nematoda, Chromadorea, Rhabditida, Strongylidae.
AUGACAUAUCCCAAGACAUUUCUAAACUGCGCAGGAAUUCUACCGGGCAACAUGGUAAAGCAAACUAUGUUUUGGGAAUCUGUUCGAUUAUUUAUGUUCCUCUAUACAUUGGCCUUGUUGAUCAUGUUAAAAAAGGAGUACCGCCAGCUAUCAUGUUAUAAGAUCAUGACGGCUCUGGGUUUUUACGAUAUGGCAGCCAUUGCUGUCAACUCGUUGGCAACAGGACUUCUAUGGUUGAAUGGCGCUUUCUACUGCACACGUCCAACCCUCAUCUAUGUGCUUGGUACGAUUGGACUAAGUAAGCUUUGCGGUACUUUCAUCUCUUCUCAGUUCGAAGCCAUUGCACGCGUGGUUGGUUGCUACCAAGCUGCUCCUUUAAUCAUUCUUUUUUUGGUAAAGUAAAG